UUUCAGCUUCAUUUUGUACCAGUAAAAAAAGAGUGGCGUUGAAAUAGAAGAAGACAACGCGUCUUCCUCUUCGAUCUGUUCCUUCCUCAGCUCAAAUCUUGGAAGCAACAUAAAUAAUCUCCCACCGUGUCUGCUCACCAACUCGGAAACUCCUCCUCAAGGAGUAGAAACUUCUCCUCCUCCUUGAGACUUUCUUGGUUCUGUGAUAAUUAAGUUGGUUGCAGAGGCGAACAAGUUCUCUUUGACACCCGAGAAGAGCACUGUCGAGUUCUUCAGAAAUUUCUCAUCUUACAAAUAAAGGUUUUAUUCUUUCAAAUUUGAUCCGGGGAAUCCUUUCUUUCACAAGAGAAAGGUUUAUUUUACAGAAUCGAUUGUUAAAAUGCCAGAUAUUCAGUUAGGAGGUCACUCAUUGAGAUCCCAUGGGGCUAAACUUGCAAGGUUCCACAUGCAUGACUGGGUCAUCCUCAUCCUCCUCGCGAUAGUAGAUGGAUGUCUAAACCUCAUCGAACCUUUCCAUCGGUUCGUGGCACAAGACAUGAUGACAGAUUUUAUGUACCCAUUGAAGAAGAACACAGUGCCGUUUUGGGCUGUUCCUAUACUCGCAGUUCUGUUACCUUUCUCAAUUAUUCUAGCAAUCUACUUCAGAAGGAGGAAUGUUUUUGAUCUGCACAAUGCCAUAUUAGGAUUGCUUUUCUCGGUGCUCAUAACCGGAGUUAUAACUGAUGCGAUCAAGGACGCUGUUGGUCGACCGAGGCCAGACUUCUACUGGCGUUGCUUUCCCGAUGGGGUUCCUAACUAUGAACCCAACACCACUCGGGCAAUAUGCCAUGGCGAGAAAAGUGUCAUCAGAGAAGGGCACAAGAGUUUUCCGAGUGGGCACUCCUCGUGGUCUUUCGCGGGUCUCGGUUUCCUAUCAUGGUACCUGGCGGGAAAGCUCAAGGCUUUUGAUGGCAGAGGCCAUGUUGCAAAGCUGUGCAUAGUGUUUCUUCCUCUGCUCGCCGCAGCACUCGUGGCGAUUUCCAGAGUGGAUGACUAUUGGCAUCAUUGGCAAGACGUAUUUACAGGAGGUUUCCUAGGAUUGGUGGUGGCUUCAUUUUGUUACCUGCAAUUUUUCCCUCCCCCGUACGACCUACAAGGUUGGUUGCCCCAUGCGUACUUGCAGGCAGUGUCUGAUGCCAGGGACAAUGUGCCAUUGCAGCCAUUUGCUGCAAGCUCCUUGCGCACGAGGCCUUCGGAGGUUGAAAGUGUAGCUGUUGCAUCUGGACAUCAGGAUGGGAGAUAUGCGAGAAACACAAGCACAAUUCUCGACUCCAUGGAAGCUGGGAGGAGAAAUGGACCCUGAAUCUGGAUGUAGAAUGGAUUUUGAAGUCUGAAGAUUAGGUAGCUUGUUCUUAGCCGUCAAUCAUGCUUGCUUGUGGAAUAUUUUGUUCUAUAAUUCCUAUUCUUGCUUUUUGCUAAUAUUUAGUCUGAACAGUGAGCACUGUAUUGAACAGAAUUGCUAUAGUAUUAGAAAUGAUGCAUUUCCAACGUU
Molecule: messenger RNA, 1531 nt
Organism: Zingiber officinale
Lineage: Eukaryota; Viridiplantae; Streptophyta; Magnoliopsida; Zingiberales; Zingiberaceae
Product: lipid phosphate phosphatase 2-like
Exons: 9
Coding region: 380-1342 (320 amino acids)
Biological process (GO): phospholipid metabolic process
Molecular function (GO): phosphatidate phosphatase activity
Source: RefSeq, a predicted model, not a curated record